AUGGUUGAAGUUAAGUUUCAAUUUUACUUAGAACGUAAUGAUAAUAGUCAAAUUGCUAUGUAUAAGCUAUGCAAUGAACCAAUUUUGUACUAUCAUGCUUCUAGAGAGCAAAACGCAGUUUUUAUUCAAGUAUUUAGUUCUGAAAACGAUAAAUCCUGGGGAACCAACGAUAAAAUGCAUAAAAUGAAAAUAAGUAUUCGAGUUAACAUUGAUAAUCCAAUAUCAGAGGGCUAUGUCUACGAAAAAGAGUUAUAUGGAAUUUAUAGAACUGGAUAUCCAUUAACUUUCGAUUUUGAUUACAUGCUACAUCUCCAAAUUGUAAAAUCUCGAGUAUUUGACUUCGUUUUCUCAAUAGAAGAAGCCGAAAUUCCUGACAAUUUCAAAUUUACUUUUACUCAAAAGUAUUCUACAGAAGUUAAUGACAUAUUUAAUUGCUUAUUCAAGUUAUACAGAGAUUCAGAGAAAAGAAAGUAUUUGCCAGAAGAUAUUUUUAAUUUUUUCGAAGAUCAUAGGCAUAACAUCUCAGAAAUCGACAUUUCAGACUUCCAAGUUCUAAUUAGACAUUCCAAUACAUCCAAUACGAAAAUCAAAUACUAUUUCAACUUCGAUUCAAAUGAGAAUCAUCAAAUUUAUGAUUUUGUAACUAAAGAUAAACUCAAUGACAAUUUAUUACCAUUAAUAUACGUAAACAAGCUUGAUAACCUUGAAUGCAAUGAAGAAUACUCUUUAUCCGAUAAGAAUUAUACAAAAGAAACUAAAAUUUUAGUUUGUGACAAAAGUAAAUUCAGAGAAGUGAAUGAAAACCUUGAUUGCUCUUUAUCUGAUGAGAAUUAUAAUAGAGAAACUAGAAAAGUGAAUGAAAACCUUGAUAAUUCUAAAAUAAGGAUUUACGAAGCUACAGAUGCUGUUGCAAAACUUGAAAGCAUUCAGUUCAAAUCGUUAAAGGAAAUAGAUCCAAAUUUGACAUUUUAUGAUUAUGUUUAUAAAAACGAAAAUACUCUUUACGAAGUUCUUGAAUAUGGACGGUAUGCAAAUUCAUAUGAUAUUGAUCAAAACGGGUAUUUCCCGAUACAUCCUUCUAAUUACUGGUUGGAAGGAUAUCACUCGUAUAUUUCUAUUCCGAAUGGAAAGAAUUUGUUUUUCUCUUUAGAUGGUGUUUCUUGUAAAAAAGAUAAGGAAAUGACUUCAAGAGUGAACAUCGGAGAUAUAAUGCCGCGCUUCCCUGGAAUUGAUUGCCCAAAGAGUCCAAUAUUCAUUGUUAUUAAGGUAAAACAAAUUUCAAAUUGCAAUGAUUUGUUCGAAAUCGUAAGAGAACCUCCUAAAAUUGUUCACCAGACUGUAGAACAGUUCAGAAAUAGCUACAUCGUGUACCAUUCUAUAGCUUUGAGAACAAGCGAUAUUAAUGAAAAUUGUUUAAUUACUUACGCUGCUGAGAAGUAA
Trichomonas vaginalis G3 is the source of this 1440-nucleotide messenger RNA. RefSeq lists its product as uncharacterized. Lineage: Eukaryota; Parabasalia; Trichomonadida; Trichomonadidae. The record is from RefSeq and is a predicted model, not a curated record. Bases 1 to 1440 code for a protein of 479 amino acids. The transcript has a single exon.